Lingula anatina is the source of this 7439-nucleotide messenger RNA. RefSeq names its product rho GTPase-activating protein 7. The record is from RefSeq and is a predicted model, not a curated record. Gene Ontology annotation, molecular function: protein binding; GTPase activator activity; lipid binding. Gene Ontology annotation, biological process: signal transduction; regulation of Rho protein signal transduction; actin cytoskeleton organization. NCBI's taxonomy places the organism in Eukaryota, Metazoa, Brachiopoda, Lingulata, Lingulida, Lingulidae.
CUCGAACAGGUGGCAUGCAGCAAGCGGACGAAUGUAAACACUGGUUGAAUGAGCGGCGUUUCAAUCAUGUUUAAGUAUUUGUGAGAAGAGAGUGGCUUUAUAUACUACCAGGAUGACAUGGUACUAGUUCCACAAGGAGCAGUGUUUUACAGGUCUGAGUUCAUGCCAACAAAUUUUGUCUGUUGACUGGUUUUCAAUGUGGAUCAGCCUCUGUUGUGUUUGAGAUGACAUGUUAUGAAAUGAUGACAUGACUUUUAUGUGCAAUCAGAGAGGAUGACAAGCAACAGGAUAUGCGAGAGGGACGAAUACUCCGCCAUUGAGAUUUACUUGAAACAGGCUGAGGAGGAGCUUGGGAAAGCGCUAAAUAAGUUGUCGACAAACAGCCACACGAGCAGUGAUAAAGUGAUAUUGUUGGAGGAAUUACCUUUGAAAAGUGACGAAAAUCAUAACAACACACAACCACAAAAUGGCCAAACGGAGGACAGCAUUAUUGAUAAGAGCAAGCUGAUAGAGUAUCAAAAUGAGAAAUUGAAGGAUACGCCAGACCCACCUCCAAAGAAAGUUCCACGAAAUGACAAGAUUGAAGUCUACUUUCCACCUCCACCUCCUCUCUCACCAAACUAUGUUCAUAUAGGGAGGAGAUUUUCUUCACCAGUCAUACUAGCAGAGACUUCAUCGUCUUCGUCAUCAUCAUCAUCAUCACCAAAGGGCAGCAAGGGUCAGUUGGUUACCUCAGAAGAUGAGAACCGUAACAAGAGAUCUGUCUCUGAACCACCCAGGACUCCCACUGGGGGGCUUAAAUUGACCAACAAUGACCAGAACCGGCCAUAUUUGACCACCAAUGUGCAAUAUGAAAACUUGACCAGCAGUGGACAACAAGAGAAAAAACAACAUAGCCAUGACAGCCAGGUUGAAGGGAAUACCAUUGACCGCAACCUGAACUCUGAACACCAUGAGAAAGUGUUACAGAAAGGGACACUAGCAUCCUUACUGGAGAGACCACAGUGCAAUAUUAUUGAGAAAAACAUUAACAGACCCAAGAGGCCAACAAGUCUGGACAUUGUCAGCCAUGCUGAAAAAUUAAAGCCAUCACAGGAACUAGAAGAACCAGAUGAAAAAGGAUGCUGUGGAAAUGACAAAAGCCAAAAUGGGUUUGUUUCCAACGUCAGUGCUGUAAAAUCUGAGUCAAACACUAGUCAGAAAUGCCCACCCACAGGGAAAGUUUCCAACAGUAUAAAACAGAGAGAGAACAAGCAGAGAUUGAAGCAGUCGAGGCAUGUAGGUGGUUAAAGGCAGCCGGGUUCCCACAGUAUGCGCAGAUGUAUGAAGAUUUGCAGUUUCCCAUCGAUGUUGAUUCUGCCGAGCAAGAUCACGACUUUUUGGAUCGAGAUUCCAUCCAGUCUUUGUUCAGGCGAUUAAACAUUCUGAACAAAUGUGCCAGUAUGAAGAUUGAAACACCACCUCGGCAGACGCAUGACGAGUCAGAUGACGAAGAACAACAGUGUGCUCUAAGUGAUAAGUGGAAAUAUCAGAGAACUAGUCGAAGGUGGUCUAGAAAAGAUGGUGAACUGCAAUCGCCAGAAGAACGACACCCAUCAGAUAAUGGAACUUUGAAGAAAAUGAUAGGUUCAUGUAGCAGUCACGACAGUGUGUUGACAGACAAUGAUGAUAGUCAACAAGGUGACAGUCCAGUUCUGCACCACAAGGAAAAUCACGAUCAGUUUGAUCGCUUGGAUUUAUUCAUUACAGCACCCAAGGAUUACCCUGAAAAAUAUAAUACACUGUCUACUCAAAGGCAAACAUCUGUGGAUGGUGCUCAACAGAAAUUAGAUGGUGACACGGAACAAUCAGCAAGUCUCAGUGCGUCCUUGAGUCUUAGUCCAAGACUGCGGAGAGCUGCAAGUGAAAAAAUCAAAGGUGCAAGAAACUUUUUGAAUAAAAAGAUGGGUACCUUGAAGACUAAAAAACGUAGGCGGCCACUAGAUGGCGCACAGAUCAGUGGACCCGUGUUGAUAGAUUCACCCGAAGUACAGGAAAGGAUUCAAAGACUUGGCUGUGUGGAUAUAAGUCCAACAUCAGAAGGUUCGCCCUUGUUAAACCAGCACCUGCCACUAGGGGGAGCUUCAUCUCCCAAAGAUUCUUCAGACAGUGAUACAUCGCCUCUGUUACGGGCCAAAAAUGCCACCACCAUACAAGAGUUAAAUGAGGUGCAAAGUCAAAAAAGUAGUACUAGCAAUGGUGACAUUGCUACUGCUUCAGCUGAUAGCGAAGACAAUGAUACAACAGCAGUAACAACAAUAUCCACAGAUACAGCAACAGCCACGACAUCUACAGUUAAAAGAGCUAACUCUGGUUCACAGUUGUAUGCUGAUAAGGAAUCGGCAUCGAAUGACUUUGAAAAGGCAUAUAGCACAAUGCCACGCAUUCACGAACCCAUAAAGCGACGUUCACAGCAUGGACGUAGCAACAGCGAUGUUGGAGUGUCACUGACAGAAGAAAUGUACAUUCUUCCAGCCGAUCACAAACCUGGUACCUUUCCCAUAGUAAUCUCUAAUGGAGUCCUUCCCUCUGAUAUGGGGAGUGCAUCCGAUUCCAGCAGCUUUAACAAGAACUAUUUAACCGCCUCUCCCGUAAUGAGGGAUAAAUCCUCGCGAAGAAAGGCAGGAGGGGGAGAAGAAACAAUUGACGCCAGUAGGAUGAGCAUCUAUGAUAAUGUACACUUUAACAACAUCUCUGGACUGACACCUCAAGAAGAACUGGACAUGAUCUUAAAUAAUUUGUUUGAUGAAAUUAAUGGACUCAAUAGAAGUCUGAGUGAGACAGGAUUAGUGUCCCAAGAGGAAGAUAGCCGAGACGUAUCUACAGCAUCUUCAGACACGAUGGAAGGGAGGUGCGAGUCUCCUGCAUCACCCAUCCAGCCCCGAGGGGACAGCAUCCCACCCCUGGCUGAGGAGCUUAUUACAAUGGAGGUGGACACUGAUGUGGUCAGUGGGACAUCGUCCACUCAUGAGACUAGUGACCAGGAGGGACACAGCGCUGGAUCAGAUGCUGAUGUUACAGAGAAUCCUUUAUUACAGGAGCGUAGAGAUUCUGGGGUCGGUUCAAGUUUGACAAGAACUCCAAGUAAUGAAAGGAGAAGACCAAGGAUCCGCUGGCACAGUUUCCAGAAGUCACAUCGGCCCAGUCUGAACAGUCGCUCCCUGCAAAUCUCUAAUCUGUCUGCGGGACAACUUAUGGUGCUACGAAAACUAUCUCUACUCAAGCUGACAGCAUUCAUGGAGAAGUAUUCACCCAGUAACAGGACUGGAUGGAACUGGGUCAUUCCAAAAUUUAUCAAACGUUUCAAGGCACCAGACUACAAGGACAAAAAUGUCUUUGGUGUGCCAUUGUUGUUAAUUCUACAAAGAACUGGGCAGCCAUUGCCACAGUGCAUACUCUACGCCAUGCGUCAUUUGCGGAGGACAGCCACCGAUGCUGUAGGGAUCUUCAGGAAGUCGGGAGUUCGCUCUCGGAUCCAGAAACUUAGAAAUCAGAUCGAGGCCAGCCUAGGUACACUCAACCUGGUUAAUUUUGAUGCUCUGCAGGCAUAUGAUGUAGCCGACCUUCUGAAGCAGUAUUUCCGUGAACUGCCAGAAUGCCUUCUCACAAAUAAACUCUCUGAAACCUUCAUCAGUAUAUUCCAACAUGUUCCCAGUGAGCUGCGCAUGGAAGCGGUUCAAGCGGCGGUGAUUUUGAUGCCUGAUGAAAACAGAGAAGUCCUGCAGUCUCUUCUUUUAUUCCUUAGCGACAUGGCAGAACAUUCCGAGGAAAAUCAGAUGACUGCCAGCAAUCUUGCUGUCUGCUUUGCCCCCUCUUUGUUUCACAUGUGUGGCCCCCGUAGCAACCAGACAGCAAGCCCCAAGAGGCAACAGAAGAACCUGGGAGUUCCAGACCAGAAAGAACUAUUAGAACAGAAGGCAGCUCACGAGUGUCUAACACAAAUGAUUAUGUCCUGCAAGAAAGUUUUCACAAUAGAAGAAGAUACCAUGAUGAAGUGCAAUUUUUCCUACAUGGAACAGGGGGACCCAGUGACUCUCAAUGAGCUGACCAAAGGCUUCUCUAACCAUACCACUUAUAUAGACUCCUGUAUUCAGGGUUUACUUAGGGAGUCUCGAGACAAAUUUAAGGGUUGGGAAGUGAUGACCACCAAUGAAAGUGUUGAGGUGGCUUACAAAAAAGUCGGUGACGGUCACCCACUCAGACUGUUCAAGGCUGCAGUGGAUGUAGAAGCUCCCCCUAUUGAGGUGUUGAACAGGGUGCUACGAGAGCGCCAUCUAUGGGAUGAUGACUUAUUGAAAUGGAGAAUCAUUGAGAAGUUGGACAAGGAGACGGAGAUAUUCCAGUAUGUUCGUAAUAGCAUGGCACCUCAUCCUACAAGAGACUUCUGUGAAUUGAGGUCAUGGCGUACAGACCUCCCAAAAGGUGCGUGUGUGCUGGUCUCGACCUCCAUAGAGCAUCCCAAUUCUAACCUGCUGGGUGGAGUGCGUGCUGUGGUCCUAGCGUCCAGGUAUCUGCUGGAACCCUGUGGGUCAGGAAAGUCCAGGCUGACCCAUUUGGCCAGAGUGGACAUGAGGGGAAGGUCUCCCGAGUGGUACAACAAGGCCUAUGGUCACAUCUGUGCCAGCUACAUCUCCAGAAUAAGAGACUCUUUCAAACAGAAUGUGUCGGAUGGACCAGAAACCAAGUUAUAGUACACAACAUUUACAGUGUAACGGACAGGAGAAAAUUUGAUGACAUAUUUAAAGGAGAACAUAGAAAGUGGUGAUAUAAGCAGCAGUGAGAACAGAAAAUGGUGACAGGGAGAAUAGCACAAAAAAUGGUGGCACUUUACAGAAAGGAAAGACGAGGUAACAUUUUGCCAAAAGAAGGUAUCUUUGCAAUAUGGUGUUCUAAUUUAACUGGGUUGAAAGAAAAUCCGAGCCUGUGAACAGAAAGAAGCAAUUCCUUUCAAGAUGAUCACAUCAUUACAUCAACAUGUAAGGAAACAAAUGUAAGUGAAGAGCAAAACAUAACUGGAGUAAGCCUCAUGUACAUGGUCAUGGAUGGCAAAGAAUUUAUAACAUUCUUUGAGACACUGAGAGAUAGUAAGGCACAAACUCUACACUGGACAUGCCUAUUGUGAACCUGCUAACUAGAAUUUGACAGUACCCAAACAGAAUGUAUAAUUUAAGCCACAUUUUCAGGUCUAUGUGAGAUUAGACUAAACUCUUUUAAUGUCAUUUUACUGAGCACCACCGAGGGAAUAAAAAUACCUAAUGGCUGUGCAAUAACAUAGAAUAGCAUGGGUUAGUAUAGCAUGAAUGGUCCAUCUGUUAGAAUAGAUGACCAAAUGACCCCAGCUUUUUUUGCUGAGUCUAUCUAUGUAGUUAAAAGGUAUUGACCAGUCUCGAUAAGACCAAUGAACUUGACUUCUGUCCAAGCCAUUGGUCAUCCGCGGACUGAUAAAUGUAGCUGUUCGGCAGUUAGGUUCACUUUGAGAGUGCUGCAGUUAAGGCAAGGGCUGAAUGAAUAGACAUGGCAACCAGUUUCUCCUCUGAGAAGAAAAAGACUUGCUAUUUUACACUUUUGAGGACAGCAUUAGAGAUAGAAAAUAGCUAUCCAUAUUCUAUACAAUAUCCUUGUUAUAACCCUGUAUUAUUACAGUGCAGGGGAUAAUGGAUACAACAUUAUGAUUUCUCAUCAUUGAUAUUUUACCCAGUAUACCAUGUCAUUUAAGCAUGUAGUGUAAGUUGGUGUAUUCAAUCAACCUGUUAAACAAAAAGCAAAAAUGCUUUAUUUAAUCACACAUACAUAUAUAAUAUAUCAGAAGAACUUAUUUUUGUAAACUGUUUUGUAUAAUGCCACAGGAUGUUAUGUUGCAGUGGCGAGAGGUGUACUUUUGUUGUUGUCACUAUUCUUGUUUGAAGUAAUAUGUAGUUUCUACCUGAUUGUGAGGGUGUUUUAUCACCAUGGUUCUAUUACAUUAGUUCUGGUUGAGGACUAGUACGUGAUAAGUUGUCAGCUAUUAUCACUGUGCUGAGGAACUGAAGAUGAUUCAAUAAGUGUUUCUGGUAGCAAAUUUUCAUAAAUUUCACCCCCACCCCCCACUGUCCAAUGGAAGAACCAAAGGUUUUUGUGAGGCCUCUGUUGUUCCAUAUAAUGAAUAUCACUCGUUGCCAAAACUGCUGAAGUUACAACCUCAAAAGAUGCAUUUGGACUCAGUCCACUGUAUGACUUCAAUAUUACAGUGUAGAAAGAGCCAAGGAUUAUUAUAUUUAUUGAUAAAAGAUACAGUUCAUGUGAGCAAUCUCAUAAAAAAACUUGCAAUGAGAACAAUCCCUGUCAGAAAGGAUUGCCAAUAAAAUUUGGAUGGAAUUCGGGACUAAUGCAUGCUUACAUGGAGCAGCAACUAAGUAGCAAUGACUUCAUGUAAGCUGUCUUCUUUGGUGCAACAGGGUGUAUUAGUACUUCAACAAAUUACUUUAAAAUAGGGCAGCUAGCCAAUCAUGUUUUUUGUCGUAUUUACCUCCUCUUCUCAACCAAGCAUCUUGAUAUUAUGUUGCAUUGUAUUAACAUAUGAUACCUCAUUUAAGUUUUGAUGAAGGUCACUGUGACCUUUUAAUUUAUGUAUCUAACUAUUAAUGUUAUUUAACCUUUAACUACAAGGUGCUAAGUUCUUUUUAUGCUUGUUUUCACAGUCACAUGUGAUAUUAAGCAUUUUAUUUUUUAUUUCAACUAACAAGAGUAAAGUUAACUGACUGUGCUCAUAAAUAAGUGAGCACAAUUUUUUCGAUAGAUUUAACCAUGUACUCACAGGUAAAAAAAGUAUUUAAAUGUUUAACUUCUUUUAAUACAGGUCAGACUCAUUAAAAUGUGGGAAGACUAUUUAAUGGGUAAUUUUAUGUGUAGCAUAUUAUCCUUAUGUUCUUGUCAUCAUCAUUUUGUGAAAACUAGAAGUGGAAUCUUUCUGUGGAGUUAUUUUAAUGGCAGAUUUUUUUUUUUACAAAUUUUUUGUGUCCUUACAGGUGAAAAAAUUGCAGUAACUUUACUAGUCUUAACACACAGACAAACACUUUGUCACUGCCGUCUGUCCCACAGAAUAGUUUGACCUACAAACUGAGAUGGAUAUGAAAUUUACACGGUGCUGUGCACGUGUUAUGAAAUGUACAAUUUCAAAUCAUGCCAAAGCUAGCAGACCAUUCUACAAAUGGUCAUUUAUAGGUAAAAACAACAACUGUUUGUUGUCUUUCAUUUGUUUGUAAAUAACUUUUUGUAUCAUAGUUCUUAAAUGAAAAUGGUUAACUCCCAUGAGAUAUAUGAAUUGUAUGUCUGAUGUACAUGUAUCAGUUAAAGAAAAUAUUAAAAUAAAUUCUUCAUGAAGUGACAAAUUUGACUUGCAUGUUCUUAGCAUGUGUAGCCGA